Messenger RNA from Solanum stenotomum, 2082 nucleotides. RefSeq lists its product as uncharacterized. Gene Ontology annotation, cellular component: plasma membrane. NCBI's taxonomy places the organism in Eukaryota, Viridiplantae, Streptophyta, Magnoliopsida, Solanales, Solanaceae. The transcript is spliced from 8 exons. The coding region runs from base 250 to 1623 and encodes 457 amino acids. The record is from RefSeq and is a predicted model, not a curated record.
UUUUUGUCCCCACACAACUAAGCAACCUCAUUCAUGGCUGCCCCAGUUCUCUUCACUCUCCCACUACUAUACUUCCCUCUUUCUUCACAUUAAUUAACUAACAACCAUCAUCAUUUCUCACCUUAAAGACUUUCACAAUUUUUAUUCUCUUUCUACUUCUACUUCUACUUCCUUUGGGGGUUUUCUUGAAUCUACUGACUCAUUACACAUUUGGGUCUAUUUCGGUUUUUGGUUCAAAAACUGGCAAGGAUGAGAGGUGGGGUUUCUCAAAGUUUCAAGCUUUACCUUCUCCAUGUGUUUCUACUGCUGCUUUACCUCCAGGACACCAGUUGCAGUUCAGUGAAUUCUCUCAAGGGUUCUUUAAACAUGGACAGAAAGGAGGACACUUUGUUGCCUGAGAUCUCCCCAACUGCUUCUCCUCAGCCCUUUCUCCCUCUUCUGGCACCUUCUCCGUGGGCACCUUUUACAAACAGCACUUUACCAAAAUUAUCGGGACUCUGUACGCUGAAAUUUGAUGCUGUGGAAAGAAUGAUGGGUGUGACAUCAAUUGAUUGUGUUGCUCCAUUUGCGCAGUAUCUGGCUAAUGUCAUGUGUUGCCCACAACUGGAAGCAACUCUUGUUAUUCUUAUUGGGCAGUCUAGUAAAUUCACAAAUAUGCUUGCUUUAAAUGGCACACUUGCAAAGCAUUGCCUUUCAGAUUUUCAGCAAAUUCUGGUGAGCCAGGGUGCCAAUGAUACUUUACAGCACAUAUGCUCUCUCCAUCCAUCAAAUCUGACAGAAGGUUCUUGCCCAGUCAAAGAUGUUCAUGAGUUUGAAACCACAGUGGACUCAUCUAGCCUACUUGCUGCCUGUGGGAAGAUUGACCUUGUGAAUGAAUGUUGUGAGCAAACUUGCCAAAAUGCUAUAUCAGAAGCUGCUAAAAAACUUGCACUAAAAGCAUAUGAUCUUCUGAGCACAGAAGGUGCUGAGGUGCUGACUGACCACUCAACUAGGGUUAAUGAUUGCAGAAGUAUUGUACACCGUUGGCUGGCAAGUAAACUUGACCCUAAUGGUGCAAAAGAGGUUCUUAGAGGACUAUCUAAUUGCAAAAAUAAUAAAGUGUGCCCUCUGGUAUUCCCAAAUACGAGCCAUGUUACAAAAGCUUGUGGAGAUGGGAUGAAUAACCAAACAGCAUGCUGUAGUACCAUUGAGAGCUAUGUCUCUCACUUACAAAGGCAGAGUUUUGUAACCAACUUGCAAGCUUUGGAUUGUGCUGCUUCACUUGGACUCAAGUUACAGAAAGCCAAUGUUAGCAAAAAUAUAUACAAACUUUGUCACAUUAGCCUCAAGGACUUUUCUGUGCAAGUCGCACCCGAAGUUUCUGGGUGUCUUUUGCCUAGUCUACCAUCAGAUGCUGUACUUGACCAAAGUUCGGGGAUCAGCUUCGUCUGUGAUUUAAACGAUAACAUUCCAGCCCCUUGGCCAUCUCUCUCUCACUUACCAGUUUCGUCAUGCAAUAAAACUAUGAAAAUUCCUGCGCUUCCUGCGGCAGCAUCUGGCCAGAUCAGUCUGAACAGCUUAAGCAUCGGGUCUCAUCUGCGUCUCUUGGCCUUGACAGCUCUUGGAAGCCUCUUUUAUACUUAAUGCUGCCAUUCCUGCUCAAUUAACUUUUAUUGCGAGCAAAUCUCAUGAAAUCGAUGAUACAAGUAACGAUUAUCUUUAAGUUAAUAGUGCUGAAGGUUCUGAUUUUCCUCAAGUCUAAUGUGUACAAAAGCAGCUGGAAAAUCAUGAUCCGGAGUAAGAAUCCCACUCGGAGAAGAUUCCAAGUUUGAGUUUUCCGACCCUAUUUGUUCCUCAUUCUUGCGUAAUGAGGAAAUUUUGUAAAAGUAAUUCAGGAGGAGGUUGAAUUCCAUGUAAUUAUUUAUUUCCACUUAGAAAAAACCUGUCUUGUAUUGUAUAUGUCUGAAAUUCAGAGUCCUGAGAAAUUAUUGUGUCAGUAACUAAUGCAUUAGGUAGGUCUGUAUGGGUUGGGAUGUUUUUGUUUGUCAUUUUUCUUUUGUUUUCUUUAUGCAUCAGAACUAAUACAAUAUCACAAUUGUACUA